Molecule: messenger RNA, 1660 nt
Organism: Heterobilharzia americana
Lineage: Eukaryota; Metazoa; Platyhelminthes; Trematoda; Strigeidida; Schistosomatidae
Source: the annotation of a GenBank genome assembly
UUUAUUUAUGCUUUUUUUCUAUCCAUUCUUUUCCUGAUCAUCUUUUUGUAUUUCAGAAACAUAUAAGUUCUCUUUUGAUAUACACAAGAGAAAUUUGGCAACUUGGACAAGUCUACUUUCUUUUGUUUCUAUACCUUUGCCAAAGAUUUUGAUUUAUGGGAAGUACUAACAGUCUUGCGUUUGUAUGCUCUACGAAUUUGCGAAGAAUUUCUCACAUUUACCUUAACACUAGUGUAUCACACCGUUCCUCAGAAGUAAAGUGGGCUGUUGAACCAAUUUCCAGACGGUGUGGUCUUCUUGGUUCAGUAUUAUCCCAACGUCUACAUCAUCAUUAUACACUGAUCAUUAUUGGGAAGCAGAUAAAAUGCUCGUCUUCAGAAUCAUCCGAGAAACUGCUUUCAAAUACUGCAACAAAUGAGGAUAUUACUGGUGAGCAGAUGAAAUGUUUCGACAAAGCUUCUUCGUAUCGUUUUGUGCCAUCAAGACCUAUCUGGAAACGAUUUGACGUCGGUUUACAAAAUGAAUUAGACCAGGAGACUGAUGUAUCUAAAAUUGAAGAUCCCAUGUCGUCUGAUAACUAUGAUGUAUUUUGCAUUGAUCGUAAAGCCCUUCCAAAACGAACACAACUGGAUUUAAAUACAGUAAAAUUACUCGAACAAGUAUCACUUAUUGAUUUCAAGGGUGAAACGACAUCAUCAGCCUAUCCUGUACAUCAUCAACUAGAGGGUCAUCGACAGAAAUCAACAAACGUAUCAUCCUACAGUACGGUAAUAAUAUACCAGAAAUCACAACAAGAUUACUGAGACUACUUGGAAUUGGUGUGGUUCAUCAACUAACAAAUUCCCUGCAAACACUAUUAUGCAGACCAAAGGAUGCAACAACCAAAGAACACAAAAUGAACAUCAUUUACGAAAUCAAAUGCAAUAACUAUAGUUAACACUACAUUGGACAAAAUGGUCGCCCUCUUCACCUUCGUUUAUAUGAACACCAGUUGGCUAUUAAACGUCACAACAUGUCAGUGCUGUGUUCAAUGCACGUGGAUAAUUAUGGACAUGAAUUCAAUUUUGAUAAUGUAGAAAUCUUGGACGUAGGGAGGAAACACAAAGAAUAUCAGAGAAUUCGUAGAAGCUUGGCAUUCACGUCAGUCAGCAAUCAUUAGAUGUAUAAACAAAGACCCAAUCUAUCAACUAAUGAAAAAAAUGAUAAACGACAGAAAGGUUAGAGGUCAAGCAAAGGAACAGCCCAACAGGAAAAUCUGUACAGUCAGUGACACAACAAUCAAAGGAAACAACCAAUCACAAACCAGUUCGUCAGGGCAAGCUACUAAAUCACUCACAGAGGAAUACUGACAGCUCACUUCAUACUGAAGUUGGUGCUGUUGAUGUCGUCUAGAAAGACGAUGAAAGCUCCAGGAUUAAACAGCCUGGCCCAGAGAACACAACCAAGACCAUCCAUAUGAACUACAAAUAUUCACCAUUUUUAAGUCCUUUUUCAUUGGUUGCCAGUUUAUAUACAUCUUUAGUGACUUUCUUUACGAACAAAAAAAUACCAAUAGCAUGUUUGAAGUCCCCAAAUAUACGAAUAUAGUGAAGAUUUACUUAAUUUGGAGUCUUUGGAUUUUACAAAUCUCAUUUUCUUAGCUUUAAAUUAUUAUUUCUCC